This is a messenger RNA of Pocillopora meandrina, 2322 nucleotides long. NCBI's taxonomy places the organism in Eukaryota, Metazoa, Cnidaria, Anthozoa, Scleractinia, Pocilloporidae. The record is from the annotation of a GenBank genome assembly.
AUGGGAGAUCAACCUUCUUAUGUCGCGUUUUUCGGUGCCAUGGGAGCAACUUCGGCCAUUGUGUUUAGUGGUAAGCAUAUUAUGAGAGGUUUUGCUACCCUGUGCUAAGUUUAAACCAUGCUGAUCAUUAAUUCGGUAAAACCAAUUCUAGCCCUAGGAGCAGCAUAUGGGACAGCCAAAAGUGGAACAGGAAUCGCUGCCAUGAGUGUGAUGCGCCCAGAACUGAUUAUGAAGUCUAUAAUUCCAGUAGUUAUGGCGGGUAUCCUUGCUAUUUAUGGACUCGUCGUGGCCGUACUUGUUGGCAAUGGAAGUAAGUGUUCAUGACGGGUUAAUCGCUAGUGUUAUAAUUGAGAAAAUUACGUCAUUCUUCGUAUGAAACAUUCUUCAUUUCGAUUCUGGUUAUUAAUGACAACGAAGUUUUUUUUUUCUACAUAGCUGGAGUGAAAUUCAAUCGUGUCAAAAUUCCCUACGUAGACCAUUAUCUCUAUGUAAAGAGAAAUGUUGUGCUAAUUUAUGGAGCUAUAUCUGUCGAGUGACUCAAUGCCUCACCAGUUGUUCUGACUGGCAAGCCACUGAGCAGCUCUUUACACCUCUCAUGUUCUUUUACAUUGAUUAAGGAAAGCUGAUAAGCUAGCCCACUGUUCAUUUUGCCAUGCUCUUUCUUAGUGCAUCAAAUGAACCACAGCAUUUAGUGGAUCCUUCAUAAUUCCCACAUGUUAUGUUGGAAACAACUUAUUGUUCACUGUUUUGAGAAACCUAUUACUAUAGUAUUAAAGCAAGAUAAGCACUCUGUAUCAGUCAACCAAGGCAGUAGCCCACCUAAGAAUUUGGUUUAAUACGUGAAAAGUUUGUACCCUUCUUGCCUGUGGCUUAUUAUUUACAAACUUUUGUUGUAGUCUCACAACAAACAUGAUAGCAAGUGCAGUUAAUUGCUUUACAAUCGAUUGAUAGCUUCAUAUAUUUUCAGUGGUCAUUUUGUCAUGGUAGUUACUCACUUUAGAUUUAAAGUUGCAGAAAAUAUUUCUCUAGGUUGUUGUUGGUGAUUGUAUAUCCAUUUUAAAUGGAAAAAUCAUUCAUAUUCACUGAACCUUGACUGAGGCUUUGUCCAAAACAUUGAAACAUUUAAAUACAUAUUUUGAUCAAGAAAGAUAAUAACGAACAAAAACUUAAUAAUGAAAAAUUUCAUUUUACUGUAUUUCUUAACCCUUUGACGGCCAAGAGUGACUAGCAUCUAAUUCCCCCAUACAGUAUCACCUCUGAAUCACACAUAAAGGACAUGAGAAUAAGGGAAAUAAUCACCAAUUAACCUUUUACACCCUAACAUCAGUAUUCAUAUUCUCUAUACUGUUCUCUGUACAUUUACUAAGGUGCUGACAAGGAGAAUUUGUCUAACAAUCAAGAGUUUUUUUAGUUGGUGAUCAUUCCCUUCAUUCUCAUGACAUCAAUGUGUGAUUCAGUGGUGAUAUUAUAAAAAGAAAUUAGAUGCCAGUCACUCUUAAGGGUCAAAGGGCUAAAGAAACUCUUGAUUGUUUAAAAAAUUAUCCUUGGAGGAAAUGUAUGGGGAAGAGAAUAGAGAUUGUGCAUACAAAUGUUGGGAUGUAAAGAGUUAUGUAAACUUUGUAUUCCCAGUUAAUUUCACUUCUCUCAUUUACAUCCAGUAAGGAUAAACUUUGGACACAUUUUUGAUUGCUUCUCAAGGCAAAGUAACCUAGUUUUCCUCAAUUAGACAAAUAUAACCAAAAAAAUUGUUAACUUAAAACCAGCCCUUAUUUGAAAGAAUACUUAAAAAAGUUCUCAACCAACUUUACACUUUUACAGUAGCCUAUUGAUUGUGGUCAGUCCUUACUAUUGCUAACACACAGCAUGCUAUGCAAUGAAAAUGUGCUAAAAAUGAUUUCCAAGGGUUCUUCUGGACUAACAAUUUUUCCUUUCCUUUUCAGUUUCUGAGAAGUAUACUCUUUUCAAGUGAGUAAUUGCUUACCUUCCUUGAAAGUGAUAUUUUUUAGUAUCCCACUUAAAGAUAUGUUGUUAUUUGUUUCUCAUUAAUGGUAUUUUAUAAAAUUCUCUACACAUUAUCUCAUAAGAUUUUUUUCUCAUUUCUUGUAUUUAAGGAGUUUUCUAGAUCUGGGUGCAGGUUUGAGUGUUGGACUGAGUGGCUUGGCAGCAGGUUUUGCUAUUGGUAUUGUUGGUGAUGCUGGAGUCAGAGGAACAGCUCAACAGCCUCGUCUCUUUGUUGGAAUGAUUCUUAUUUUGAUUUUUGCUGAAGUUCUUGGUCUUUAUGGACUGAUUGUUGCUUUAAUCCUUACCACAAAGAGUGUUUAG